Molecule: messenger RNA, 6268 nt
Organism: Gadus morhua (Atlantic cod)
Lineage: Eukaryota; Metazoa; Chordata; Actinopteri; Gadiformes; Gadidae
Gene: thada
Product: THADA armadillo repeat containing
Exons: 38
Coding region: 132-5966 (1944 amino acids)
Biological process (GO): tRNA methylation
Cellular component (GO): cytosol
Source: RefSeq, a predicted model, not a curated record
UGCGGAACUGACGUACCACACGUGUACCAUGGCUCGAAGCUGAGCAAAAAGCAAUAGAAUGUGUACGCUCUACAUUUAAUGUAUGAAUAAACCCUUGCCAUUUGUUAGGUCACCCUAAACUUGGGGGAAUAAUGGUCACGAAGAAGAAGAAGACGGCCAUAGAGGCGCUGGUUCUGGACAAGGAUGCUGUUCAAAAGCUCAAAGCUUCUCUGUGUUUAGAUGGCAGUGUUAGUGAUGAAGAGGUCCGGCAGAUAGCUGUGACGCUCAAGGCCUUUCUAGAAAUGACUGAGCCAGUUCAGCAGAUCCAGCUAGUGAAAAAGGCAGGAGCUCAUCUGGAGGAGCUGAGAGAAGAGAAGGUUGAUGUGUCCCUCAUUCGGCCCAGCCUCCACACUCUGGCGCUUGUCUUUGUUUCCCUUCAGGCCAAAAACCCUCUCCGCAGAGUCUGCGCCAGUGCCCUGAACUCUGUGGCAUCGUGGCUGCAGGAGGCGACCGUGGAUUGUCUCUCUGCCUGCUUGUCUGAGUGCCUUCUCACCCCGGAUUCAGACCAGCACCCUCACAUCACGGACACAAUUGCUGCCUGCCUGGACGGGUUUCCUCUUGGCGAGAGAUGCAUACAGAGACUGCUGCCUGAAGUUUUGCAUUUUCUUGAGAAGGCUUUAAGUGGAUUCAUCCAACAGAACAGUGGACUAAUAGGCCGUCACAUUGCUCAGGCACAGCUGAUGCAUUUGUGCCUGACUGCAGUGAAGACCUCCAUGCUGGUGCUGCAGAGGUCUCAGGAUGCCACCAGUGCAGCCCUACAGGCGGUGGAGGGUUCCUGCAGGCUACAGAGCUCUCUGGGCUCCCUGUUGGACCGCUAUGUCGACAUCCUUACCAACGAGGAGUUUAUCCAGACGGUUCAGAGCACAGCAGGCAUGGCGUCUGUCCUCCUGCUGAGGUCUGCCAUGGGCCCUGGAGAAGAUUUGGCCACUGUGGUGUGCAUGUUGCUCCGUGGCUCAGGCAAGGGUACAGACGCUGCCCCCUGCUGGCUGAGGCCAUGCCUUGCAGGGCUGUCUGCAGAGGGCCGCCCCCUUGGCAUCUCCCUCUACCUGUGCCAUGGGGCCCUGGCCAUGUUGAACUGGAGGCGGGCGACCCUGGGCCCCCGCUGGGAGGAGCUUCUCCUGCUGGUCCCUCACACCCUGCUGCUGCUGGACACCAGCAUUAAGGAGUCCAGUACAGCCAUGCUGGUGGCCCGAGUCCUAACCCUCUGGAGCAGCGCUGCCCUGGACUGCCUGCAGGUGGAGCGGCCUUCCCCCUCCCCGACCCUCUACCAGUCCCUCCAGGGGGGCUCAGCCCUCCACGAAGCCCUCCUCGAGCGCGUCUACUCCCACUGGGAGCACCCUCUGGACGGCGUCCGCCACCAGAGCCGUGCACUGUUCAAGGACCUCAUCGUCGCCCACCGGCACGCCAGCGCCCUGAACCUGGCCCAACCGGACCCCUACAUCACCACGCUGACCCACGGCCUGCUGGGGCUGGAGUGGCACAUGAGGGGGAAGUACGGCUCCCUGGGCUGCCUGGUGGAGCUCCUCGGGGCCCACCACCUGCUGGCCAUUCAGCCCCAGCUUCCCUCGCAGCUCCUGGGGCUGAUGGGAGACCAGAACAUGGCUCCCUACGCCAGCGACCUCCUGGAGAGGCUGUUUGUCAGCCACAAAGGCCAGCUGGCGGAGGAAGAGGAGGCGGGCGUCGGGGGUCCAGGGGGCUGGAUGGAGCUCUGGCACCAGACCUGGGUGACCCCCCUGCUGCAGGUGCUGUGCCGUGCAAGGCUGGACCAGACCACCUACAUCCUGGACUACUUCCUGCCCAAGCUGCUGCGGUGCAGUCCCUCCAGUCUGACCCACAUGGUGCAAGCCCUGCAGAGCAUGGGACCCCGCGGCGCUGGUCCUCCAGGCAGCAGGGGCGCUGUGGGGGCCCUGAUGACCUGCUUGCGGGCAGCAAGGGCACAGGGCGUGGCCCCAUCAUUGGAAGAGGGUCUAUUCGGGGGACUGGUACCACUCUCCUUGCUGCGGCAAGCCCUGGUACACAAACACGACCAGGUGAGGAUGGAUGCUCUGGGCCUGCUCUGUGAGACCCAUCGGAGAACAGAGGGGGUGAGUCCACAGGAGAUGGAGCUGUUACGUCACUUCCUCCCCCCGAACGUCAACUGCCAACCACCGGGGGUCCGACAACUGACCGUGAGCCUGCUAAAAAGGUUGCUGUGUAGGGUGAAGGACAGCAGCACGUUGCUUCAGAAGAGAAUGACCCAGGAGAGAAACCAGGAGCAGAGAGACAGAGACACGCUCACACUGGCGACCUACAAGGAGUUCCUCUGCUGGAUGUGUGAGACCCUGCUGGAGGUGCUGGUUUCAGGAGCGUCCUUCCCCUCCUGCCUGACUGCGCUCCAUCUGCUGGUCCUGCUCGGCCAGCUGUUCUCCUUCAGCACCGAACCUGAUGUCUUCGCCAUUGGCAGCAAAGUAACUUUUGCUCAUGCUCAAAAUGUGCUCUACUGUGUGGCCAGCAAUUUCCUGGAGGUCAAACAGCUUGCUUCUGUGUUGCUACGGCAACUCCCGCCGUCAACUGUGGGACUGCAGGACCCGGAGAGGCUGAGUCAUGUGCUCUGCGCUGCCCUGGAGCUCAGCACCAGCACCAAGCCCUACGACAGCGUCACCGCGGCCCACCUCCUAGACCUUCUUGUGCACCAGCCCACCCUGCCGGCGGCCUUGCUGGCCUAUGCCCAGGCACAGGGCCUCCCCUUCCAGCUGCCCCUGCAACCUGCAUCCCAGGCUUCUGAGGCCCUCAUGCUGGAGCACAACAGCCUCGCCGUGGUGCUGCUGCUGCUGCAGCGGCUGCAGCAGGAGGUGGUGUCGGCGGAGUCGUCCCUCCUGCAGGCCGCGGCCUCCCGGCCCCUCUACGGCCGCGCCCACUGCAUCACCGCUGUGCUGCAGCGCCUCCCCCUGGGGAGUCUCACCCUGACGGAGCAGUGGAGGAGUGUGGUGUCGAAGCUGAUCGCUGUGUGCUACAGGAUGUCUGAUAUCGUGUCCCCGGUCGUCCAGAGUUCGUCCCCCGAGGGACUCAUCCCCAUGGAUACGGACUCAGAUGCAUCAGCAGGGCUCCAACGUAUCCUUCAAGAGAUCCAGCCCAGGGACACCAACGACUUCUUCACCAGCGCCAGAGAGCUGGAACCACAGGCCGGGGACGACCCCGACCAGCACGACAAAACAAAGGAGACCAAAGGUGUGUGUGACGGCGGUGAGGGAUACCGGGUGACAGCCCAGAUGGUCCUGGUGUGUUGCUGGCGCAGCAUGAAGGAGGUGGCCAUGAUGCUGGGAGAGCUGUGCCAGAGCCUUCCCUUGCAAUACAACCAUGUGGAUGAGGCACACACCGGAUUGGUCACUGAGGAGCAGGUGGAGGGUGUGGGCCUCUACUUCCGCCAGCAGCUCCUGCAGUCGCGGCACCGCGGGGCCUUUGAGCUGGCCUACGUGGGCUUUGUUCGCCUCACAGAGAUGCUCUGCAGGAGUGGGAGUCAAUCCCUGCAGAAGCUUCCGUCCCGCUGGCUGCGUGAGGUGUUGCAGGAGGUCAAGUCCAGUGAUCCCUCGUCCAAACUGUGCGCGACGCGACGCAGUGCAGGAAUCCCCUUCUACAUUCAGGCGCUGCUGUCGUCGGAGCCCAAGGCGUCUAGCUGCAGCCUGCUGAGGAUGACCAUGAGGGAGCUGACCUCUCUGGCCGCCCCCUCUGCGGACCAGGACGACAAAAACUCCACCGUGUCACAGGUCCAUGCGCUGAACAUCCUGCGGGCCUUGUACCGGGACACCCGGCUGGGAGAGAACAUCAUCCCCUUCGUGUCUGAAGGCAUGCAGGCGGCUGUGCUGGGAUUCACCUCUCCAAUUUGGGCUGUAAGGAACUCCUCCACUCUGCUGUUCAGCACCUUGAUCACUAGGAUCUUCGGAGUGAAGAAAGGCAAGGACGAGCACUCAAAAAAGAACAGGAUGACCGGCCGAGAGUUCUUCACAAGGUUUCCUGCCCUCUAUCCCUUCCUGCUCAGCCAGCUCCAGGAGGCUGCAGUCACAGUUGACAGUGCCAGCGGUGUGGUGAAGCUGCACCCCAGUCUGUUCCUUCUGCUGCUGGUGCUGGGCAGGCUGUACCCCUCUCCCAUGGACGGCUCCUCCUCCCCCAUGGCCCUGGCCCCCUUCAUGCCCUUCAUUAUCAGGUGUGGCCGUUCUGCGGUGUACUGGACCCGGGAGAUGGCAGCUCGUGCCCUGGUCCCGUUCGUGCUCGUGACCCAGAUCCCUGCCACCAUCCAGACCCUCCUGCAGGAUCUCCCUUCAGAACCGAGAACCAAAAGCCAGCAGAACCACAUCCAUGGCACGCUGCUGCAGGUGCUCUUCCUGUUGCACUCUUACCAAGCAGAGGCACACCGACCGCUGCAAACAGGAAGCGGUAUCGGCCACACCCUCCGCCAGCGCAUGUGGCUGGCCUCAAGACAGAACUGCUGCGUGGUGACCAGGGGGGCCUACCUGGAUGUCCUUCAGUGUCUGUGUGGACCCUUGGCCAUCCUUCUCCCAGACUCCGAGGUCCUUGAGCUACGCAGGGAGACCCUGGCCGUGUUGGCGGCCUCUGAACUGCUGGGCCCCUGUGGACCCCCGACCGACGCCACCGCCUCCCUUCUGAGCUCUCUGGGGCCCGGCGCGGUGCAGUACCUGCUGAGCCUCACCCGUGUGGCCCUCAGCGCCAGCCUCGAGGGGCCCUGGAGACCUUUGUGGGCAGGGAACCGGCUCCUGGAGAGCGUGCUGCGGGGGCCCCUCUACGAGGUGAGGGAGCUGGUGCUGGACGGGCUCCUGGAGAAGCUUGAUGAGGAGGAGGUGGAGGAGCAGCAGCAGGAGGAGGAGGAGGAGUUGGCGCAGGAGAGACGCAGCUGGUUGGACAAGUCUACUCUGUUCACCCUGAGCAGCUUGGCUCUGAAUGAGACCCACCACCAGUGUCUGGCCAAGAGUCUACGGGUCUUGUGCAGGCUCAGCUCCCAUGGUGAGGAGAUCCCCUGGAGGGAUGGAGACCAGCAGCUGUCUCAUAUCCACGUUCUGUCUCGCCUACUGUCCCUGGUCCAAAGUUCGGCUCAUAGUGUGGAGCUGCUCUGCGAUGCCCUGACGCUGGCCUCACGACUGCUGGUUCAACUGGUGACCUCUGACCCCCAGACCUUGUGCGCUAGUGACCUCCCGACCCUUUGGGGGAGGCUGGUGUGUGGAUGCUGUGGCGACGACCAUCCAGCAGAGGUGAAGCUGGCGGUCGCUGAAGUGCUGGUGAACUCCACCACGCCCCUGUUGGCCAGCCCCACCCUGCCUCUGGGCCUCUCUACCACGCUGUCUUUGUGGCGGAGCCUCCUGACACUGCUACAGGAUGAGGAUCAGGAAGUGCGCGACUCUGCUUCGGACUUCAUUUCCCAUGUUGCACCACACCUACUCCAUUCAGAUGUGGCCGGCGUGAGCGUGUCCCCCUCGGUGGCGCUGGACCAGGGCGUGGGGGCGCUGUGUGCUCUGCUGGUGGUGUGGGGACAGGAGCGGGCCGGCCUGCUGACCCUGGCAGAGUGGCUGCUGGGAGAUGAGGAGCGCACUCGGGAAACCGCCAGUGAAAUUCCUUCAAGUCUGGAUGAGGAGGACGAGUUCCUCUUCGAGAAGGGUGAGCUGAACUUGUGGGCGGAGCCUGUGCAGUGGGCCAGGCUGCUUCACAGACACCUGAUCGCCCUGACCGCCACCCUAGGCACAGAGUCCCGCGGGCCAGGCAAGGAUCGGCUCCGCACUCUGCGGAUACAGGUGCAGGCCCUCACCCUGGAUGCCGAGCAGGCUCUGGAAGCCCUGCCGGGCCCACUGCCCCAGUUCUCGUGCGCGGUGGAGCACGCACGGCUGGUGCUGCGGCAGGCGAGGGCCACGCUGGCCCUGGACGUGCUGGAGAGGCUGAUGUAGCAGAAGAGAGGAAGCCUCAUGAAGGAGGCCAGCCGGGUUGUAGCCUAAAAACAGGAAGUUAUGUUUGUGGCCUAUCAGGAGCAUGUAGCGACACUUAUACUUUACAGACUCCAAAUUGAAAUAAAAAAAGCCAGCAAGAUUGUUGGUCAAUAUUGAACCUCCGCUUUCAUUUGGAUUAUUUUGUACUUCUGAUUUUUCAUACCGGAAAUGUACUGUUAUCCGCAUGUUAUGUUGUGUACUUGUCUCUUUUUACAUAAUAAAAACUUUCUGAAGUUGAUUGUCUGGCUAAGACGCAACAAAAA